CUGUAAGCAGUGAGAAAAGCAAGACAUAAAUAUAAUGUGUGAGAGAAAAUAUGAUGUUACAGUUAGUUAUCACCGUAUGAUUGGAAGCGGAUUGAAAAACUAAGCAGAAAUCAUGGACUUUGGGGAUGAUGAUGAAAUUAUAGUUCCAAUAUGGAAUGUAGAAGCCGAAGUUCUUCCGUUUGAGGACUACGAUUCACCCGCGCCAAAAAUAACUGUAACACACGCUGAAUCUUGGGAAAUACUAUACCACGUGUGGUUUAUAUUAGAGUCCCUGCUGGCCGUUAUAUUUUUCUUUGCGAUUACGCGCGUCUUUGGUCAGAAAACGCCGCAUAUAAUUCACCCCGAUUCCAUUAAGCGAUACCUCUACGAAUUCCUAUUUAUUCUUGCGCCUACAGUGUUAUUUGUAAUUGUGCUACAUCAUUAUGUUUAUGCUGUAAUUAUCGUGUUCGCUAUUUCUGUAAUAUACGCAUUGUUUAUGAUUUAUAAAACCAAUGCACAACAACGCUGGUACAUUACGGGUGGUCGCCGACCCUUCAUUUUGACAUUAAAUCGUGCAACAAUCUACUUGAUAACAGCGCUUUGUAUAUUAGCCGAGGAUUUUCAAUGUUUUCCAAAAUAUUUUCAAAUGUCGCAUGGCCAUAGUAUUGGCUUAAAAGAUGCGCUAGCGGGAUUUUAUGUUUUUACAAUGGCGACCGUUGAGCGAAAUAAGAAUAAAAUAUAUGGAGUUAGACGCACUUUAACGGCGCUAGUGCUUUUGUGGUUAGGCGAGUAUGUCGGUUCAAAAUAUAUUAUAUAUAGCCAUGAUGAAAAUGUAUAUGGCGAGCAUUGGAAUAUAUUCGUUACGUUGGCACUGACAAAAUGUAUCGGCACUUUUUACUGUUCUGUGUUUAAGUCACGCACUAAACAGCUCUAUGUCGGAGGGGUGCUUUUGAUUCUACAUCAGUGUGCUCUACGAGUUUUCUCCGAUAAUGUUGUUUUGGAUUCAGAUUAUGUACGUGACAAUCUAUUCAGUCAGAACCGUGAAGGCUUGCUAUCACUUCCUGGUUUUGUAGCACUUUACUUUAUAUCCGUUUACAUUGGUCGCUGUCUUCGUGUACAAGAUAUAAUUUUAUCCUACUAUGACGUUAUACACAAAGUAAAAUCACAUAAGAGUCCUACGUGUCUGGCAAUACCUGAGCAGUGUUGUUAA
Molecule: messenger RNA, 1189 nt
Organism: Bactrocera tryoni
Lineage: Eukaryota; Metazoa; Arthropoda; Insecta; Diptera; Tephritidae
Product: GPI-anchored wall transfer protein 1-like
Exons: 3
Coding region: 113-1189 (358 amino acids)
Biological process (GO): GPI anchor biosynthetic process; protein localization to plasma membrane
Cellular component (GO): membrane; endoplasmic reticulum
Molecular function (GO): glucosaminyl-phosphatidylinositol O-acyltransferase activity
Source: RefSeq, a predicted model, not a curated record